AUGAUAGCAGAAAGCAACACCAACGAGAAAAUGAAAAAACUGCGAUUAUGGCUGCAUAACGAGAACUCAAUCGAGUGUGUGUACCGAUCAUCGCAGUUUAGUGACUCUUUUUUGUCAUUCUCGAUCCAAAUGCUCACUGAGCUGCCAUACAACAAGAAUGCAGUGGGGUUUGUGUACGAUGACAGGUCCUUGAUCCUGAAAUUAGUAUUCAGGCUGAAGUACACCAGUUAUCCAGAGAUCGAGAAGCUGGUGGAUGUGCUUUGUGUGUCGUUAAGAGAGGACAAUCUUUCUAACAGAGGGCUGAUAAUCAAGUGUUUCUCCAUUCUUGUGAGAAAGUUUAGUCUGGAGCCACACAUUCUUAAGAAAGUGUUCACAAGUGUCGAUCUUUUCAUCACAGAGAUCUUUGAGAAUAUUGAAAAGACUAGACAUGUGAGAGACCAUCUUUUAAUGCUCAGCGAGGUUUUCACGUUCCUUAUUUUCGCAUUCAAGAAUCACGUUGAGUAUGGAAAGCCUCUUAUACCCAAGUUCACCGACUUCAUAAAGAACUACAUCGAGAAUAAGGAGCCAAUGCGGCUGUUGAUUUCAUCCGAGGAUAUUUUGCUCGAAUUUCUCGCUGUUACGUGCAAGUUAUUGCGGUUAUUAAACGACAGCGCCAUGCUUAGGCAGAGCCCUCUUAUUCCUGAGAUCUGCGUGUUCCUGCUGAGUUAUACACCGAAUGACACUCCAGAGCUGCGCAAGGAAAUUUUCUACCAAAUACAUCUCGUGGCGCUCAACCAGAAAGAUCUUUUUAAGCCAUAUACAGAAGUGAUCAUGAAUACCAAUGGUUUCUUUACAUGCAGACCGGUGCUUGCCCAGGGAGUGAAUCUUGCUGCUGAUCUAUCCAUGAACUUCUGGGAGAAGGUGAGUGUCGAACGCGUGUAUUUCCUCCUUGAAAGCGUUGUGGAUGUCUUUGAACAGGAAAUGCCUGAUAUGGAUCUGUUUGCUGAGCACAUAGACGGAAAGGAUGUGGAAUUUAGCUGCGACAAGAUCAACAGUCUGCGACUGACAGUUGAUGCGCUGGAGAAGACGGUCGAAUGCUUCAAUUUGAAAAAGAUGCCAUUUUCCGAACAGUGUGCGUUCUACAGGAAGACAUAUCCUCUUAUAUAUGGAAUAUUCGCAUGUUCUGACAACACUUUUAUCAUAAAAAAGGUUGUAAAAAUCUUUGAAAAUGUCACGAAGUACAUGGCGAGCGGAUCUGGCAACGUGUUACUUAGCAUAUCGUUCCUGUGUGAGUACGAGAUUAAUGUUUUGAAAAAGAUUUUCUAUCUUUGCAUCAAAAAUGUUACGAAGAUGGCUGAUCUGAAAGAUGUGGCAUUGAUUUUUGUCUUUUUUGAUGAAAGAACGUUCAAGGAAAUUGUGACAGCCAACCUGCGGAACGUCAUGGUGGCUGACCCGAAGGCGAUCGAAAUAUUGCAAUUUUAUUUAAACUUUACGCCGGUUUCUGAGUCCUUGGCUAAGACUUUAUUCGACUUCUACAUUGAUGUGAUCAAAGAGACCAAAGACUACGUGCUCAAAGAGGUCGAAAAUGAUGAAGCCAAAAAGAAAAACGGAUUCCUGAAAAAGAUAUUUUAUACGCUAUUCAAGGUUGUUAUUUCGCUACCGGAAAACAAGAUCAAUACCGCCGUUGUGUACAUCAGGAAAACACUGCCAGUGCUUCUCAAUACUUCAAAGAAACCGCAAUUCUUUGAGAUAUUGCGCGACUUUUUUUACAUCCUGAGCAGCAAUUACAACAAAAGCGGAGAAAUAUUCAAUGUGAUCUACGAAGUAUUUCCAGUGAUCUUCAAAACACUCAAUUUCCUUAUCGACUUAUAUCCAAUGGUUGAAACGUACGUUGAAACAUUGCUUUCCAUUCCCACGAGUCUCAAUGUCCUCCUUCCACACAUACGACAGUUGGUGCAUGCCUUGAAUAUCGGUAUGAGAGGUUCAAACAGGCUCAAAAUUUUUUCGCUUAGAUUUAUCGACAAUUGUCUGGAAAAUCUUCGUUCUGAGUUCAUUGAUGAGCAGGUCCAUGACGAGAUGUACGAGGUCAUUGACAAUCUGUUUUAUUUGUUGCAGUUCGAAGAGACCCGCCUUCUUUCUGCGCGUGUUCUUACCAAACUGAAGGAUAGGCAUCGUGUGUAUCUUGAUCAGCAGAAUUACCUGACGGAGAACAUACUUCCAAGUAGUAAAACGCUCCUAAAGGUGGUUUUGUCUGGACAGGAUGAGUUUAUACCAGCUGAUGAAGUAUUAUUGACUGCCAUCAAGUUUAUACGUUGUGGUUCCCUAAUGCCAAGCUUUGGCGAAUUCAAAGUUUCUUUUGUCCAAUUUCGGAACGUGAAAAAAAUCGAAAGUGCGCCAGGUGAUGUUUUGUAUGCCUGCUUCAAGAUAAUAAGGGCCUUUCUCAGCAGUAUAAAGAGGCCAAGCCAAGUAGCGUAUGAUGCGAUCGUUGGUCUACUGGAGCUGCGAGAUGUUGAUUUUCUGGAGGAAAAUGAGAAUUUCUUGUUCUGGUUCUAUGAAAAUGUGGUGAAUAAAAACACGAAAGACAGCGGCAUGGCGAACAGUAUGAGAACGGAUAAAGGUAUCAAGAAGCAUAAGGAAGGUAUUGUGCACGAAAAAAGGGACACUUGCGGUGUGAAAAGCACUCCACAGAGUGGCGAAGAAUACGGGGUGUCGAACCAAGGUGAAGAAAGCUCGAGAUAUGAGUGCAGUGUUACCGAGAUGAAAGAAGAUGUUGCACUGAGGGACUUUUUCAUCAACGCCUUAGUCGAGACGACUCAUAUGCCGCUGAGCAUAAAAAUACAGAAGGACUAUCCUUUCAAUCUCUUUUUGAAGAAAUAUAUGCAGCUAUGCUAUUAUUGCAACGAGAAGAAACGAAAGGCAGGAUUUGUUGGUCUGAUGCAUCUGUUGAGACACAAAGAUCUGAAUGGGAUAGAAAAGUACCAGUCAAAAAUCAUCAAGGCACUGUUCACGUGCGUUGAAAAAAGCAAGUUUGCAGUGAAGGACGAAGUGCAGAACUCGGUACUUCUUGUUUUGAGAAAAUCACUGCAGGAUGUUCACCGAGAAACGGAGAUCACUCUUAUACAUGGACUUGCCAAUGUAAACGGAAGUAUAAGAGAAAUAUCACAAGCUGCGCUAGAGUACCUUUGUGAGCUGAGAGGCAUGACAGUUGCAGAUCUCUUGAGCAGCUAUAAAGAGCUUAUCCUGAAAAACACACUCGGUCUGCAGUACAAGGCGAAUAUCAACGGAAUACUGGAAAAUCUGAGCUACGUCUUUCUCUUCAGACCGCCCAUUAUCGAUUUGGAUGAGAAUUUCUAUGCCUUUAUGAACUUUGUCACGCGUAUUAUGAACCGGCCAGAGGUUUAUCACAGUGCACUGAAAUUUUUGAGUGCUGUUUGCACCGUUGUAAACCGUAAAGAGCACCUUCACCACAUCAUAUCGGUGUUCAUCAAUGCCAUUGACCAGGAGACAUGCCAAAAAGCGCUGAGACAACUUCUCUCGUACAUGCCAGAGGCGGAGGAAAUCUACGAUAAUAUCUGCCACCACAGUCUGAGCGAGUUAACGAACACGAUCGAUGAGAACAAAAUACACAAACUUAGACUUCUAGUUGAGACGCAUCCUCAUUACCUGAUAACUCUGCUUAACAAGCAGGGGGAGGUUAACCAGCUGCUCAAGCUUGAGACAAUUGAUUCCCUCCACAUUCUUUCGCAUUUUUCGUUGCCAGAAGAUGUUCUUAUACGCUUGGUUAAGGUUCUUCUCGCCACGCCGCCAGACAAAAAGAUCCUCAAAAAUCUUCUGCAGAACAAUCCUUCGAUCUACCACAUCUUCUUCACUAAUGUUGACAUAGCAUUUGAUCACUGUAGAAUGCUCUUCAAGUUUCCAGCGGUGGAAACGCUUCUUUCUAAAAGUGUUGAACUGCCGCACACUCCAAAAUCGCUCGUUUUUAUGAAUCCGACAAAGGAGGACCUGAUCAAGUACAGUUUACGAAUUAGCGAUUUGUUUGUGAAAAACAGGCUGCGGAAGGAGCUGCAGUACGUGAUUGACAAGAAUGUUGUUCUGCGGAACGGAUUUGAUGAUUGGAACGAAGAAACACUUCUUGAGUAUUUUCUGAGAAGUGUUGAUGAAAUGGACUACAACAAUCCGUUUGAGGUGUUUUACUACGCGUUUGGUGGUGAACUUGCGCAGAGCGGCGGGACGGAUGCUGAGACAGAAAAUGGGGAGGGAGUGCAGAAUAACUCUGGCAGCCCGGGCCGAACACCGUUCAAAAAGUGCAACGUAAAUUCUCUGAUUCUAGACGACUAUCUCAAUGAAAAAAAAUUUAUUGCGAACUACAAAGUUUUGGAGAGCAACAUCGAAAUAUUCAGGAACAGCAACGACCGUUUUCUCAAAAACCAGUUUGUUUUCCACAGCUACCUUGCCGAGUACGAAAAUAAGGACAUCAUCAAUUAUUGCCGACAAAACGAGAGAGAUUUUGCGUGCAUCUGCUAUCUCAGCCUGUACGACAGCAAAAAGGAAUAUUUCAAUAUUUUAUCGGGCACACCUACCGAAUACAAGAGGUAUGUCUUCAAGGCAUUUGACAGUCUCACGCGCAAAUACGAUCUCAAAAAGGAAAUCUACAAUCUUUUGAGUACGGAAAUAUUCUACAAAACACAUUUAUUCAUAAUUUAUCCGCUUGUCAUAAGAAACGAAAUUCUGAAUGAUGAGAUUGUCUUUGAGCUUUGCGAUGCUGUGUGUCGGCUGUUCAGCACGUAUGUUAAGGUUCACCAGAAGGUUGCGAUAGGCCUGCUUUUGGUGGUCAACAAUUACAUAAUGAUGAAAAAGGAGAAAAGGGACGGUAGAGAGAGCAUAAUGAGAGACAAUGAGAGGGUGAAAGCAAGUAUGGGCAAUGGUAGCGAAAAAUACAGUAACAUACUGAACACGGAGAAGGAGAGUACCUACAAUGUGAUUCUUGAUGCACAGAUCAGCACGCUCUCGUCCUUGUAUUCAUUGUAUUUCAGCAAUUGUGCACACACCACAGAUCCUUCGUUCCUCAAGUUUCAGGAUUACUUCGUCGUUCCAUUGAGAAUGUCGUGUCUGUCGAUCAACCCUGAAACGAUAAACGUGUCCAAUUUUAUCACGCUGCUCAUCAAAGAGUUAAAGAAGCAGAAUUUAGAGUUGGAGAUAAAGGAGAAAUUGCUGAGUGCAGUAAAUAACAUUUCCAAUUUAAUGUUCUGUGAUAAAUUUGCAGACGAGCUCAAAGAAUUUAUCCCUUUUCUGGAUGUCGAGUGGCUGCUGGAAGUGUUAGGAAAGUUGAUUGAUGAAUUUGCUAAUCAUUCGGUGAUAUUUGUGCUACUCGAGCACUUGUUGAUCAGGCGGAGCGAAGACAUGGAUCAAAUAGAUGAUGUGAGCAGCGCCGGUGGACAUCAAGCGAGCAAACCUGCUGGCAGCGCGAGUGACAAAACUUCGCUUAUUUUUGAGAAUUUUGUGACAAUGGCGGUCAACUACUGCAAGGCUGUGUGUAAACUGCCGAAUUUCAAUUCGCUCGCAGUUAUCAAACUCCUUAACAGCCAUGGCGUUCUUCCGCCCGAAAUAUUUGUGAAAAAUGAGAAGGUUGGCGAGGAUUUGGACCUGCUUUUGCUCAGCUACGAAAAAAGAGGAGUAAUCGACAGCAGCAUUUUUAAAGGGUUUAAGGCACGCAAAGAGCUAAGAGAACAGUUCUUUGGGUUGGUGUUAAAGAGUGGUGUUAAUCUAAAUCUCAGCAGCGACGCAUUCGCUCAUCUCAGAGUUGCCAUGAUGAAAAAUAAUUGCGAUUUGCUUCUUGGUGAUAAAAAUCUGACGGGAGAUAUUUUAGACCUGAUGUUCUACGAUGACCAGCUGCUGUUUCAUAUGAGAAAAAGCUUAUUGAAGGUGAUGGAUGAGGACAUUGAGGAUGUUCAAAUGAACUACUUGCAGUACAAAAACUACGAGAUAGAGAACGAGUGUGAGGAGAAAGAGAACGCGAACAACAAGUCGGCCGAUGCGGGUGCCGUUGCUACGAGUGGUAAUACCGAGAAGGUAAACGUGAACAGCUACGAGAAAACGAGCACAAUGGGCAGCGGCACAAAAAACAGCUUUAUGAGAUUCUUGGCGCCAACGAACAACGAUAGUGACUAUUACUACGCUGAGAUGCGACUAAACGCAAAGUAUACGGAGACGGAAGAGGCAUUAAAAUUGAUGCAGUUUGAUGAUUUUAUAACGGCUCAGAAAAUGCUGGAGAGGAUAAACAAAGAGUUACCUUUUGAUGAAGACGAGGCACAAGUCUGGGAAAGAGAGUGGAUCGAGUGCGCUAAAGAACUUGAACAGUGGGACUUAGUGCAGGAGAUAGGUGUUAUGAACAAUGACAUUGAUUUAGUGACCGAGGCUCUGUGGAAAGAGAGCAAUUUGAGUGUGGAAGAGGAAAGAAGUGCGCUGGUAAGGCUCGUCCGUGAGAGCGACAAGAAUCUGAGUUUGCUGAUAAAUGCGUUUUUAAACAACGAUGAUGCCACUUACAGCAGAUUGUUGGACCGCAAUAUCCACAAACUCAUGAUAUACCGUGACAGACACUUUCUGAACAACCUGCAGGUGACCAUGGAAAUACGGGAUGAUGGCAUUAAAAAGGAUAGGGUGCCCAUGUACUUUGAGGGAUGUAGGGAGUGGUCGUAUUUGAUGACGCUGCGUAAUCAUUCGAAUGUCCUGAGCGGUUCUUUGAAGUCGCUGCACGAGCUAGCAAAAAAUUACAAUAUGAUGGGCAGGGUUUGCUACGAAAACGGACACUACGAUGUGGCACAGCACACCAUAACCAAGAUAUUCUCUCUGAGCAACAUCGAGGUGGUCGAUGCAUACGAAAAGAUUGAAACGGAUCUGAAGAUUUACAAGGAGCGCAACCCGCAGAUAGGUAUGGAAUUUGUGAACAUUGCCAACCUGAACUACUUCACUGCGGCGCAGAAGGCUCGGCUCUUCAACCUUAAAGCCCAGCUCAUAAGCGACCAGAAAGAGGCGAAUAAGUUGUAUUUACAGAGUGUGCAGUUGGCAGAUCUUUCAGAGAAUUGGUACAGUUGGGCAGUCUUCCUCAAGGAGACUCUCGAUUUGACAAAAAAAGAAAACGUACGGCAACUGUUUGCUGCGUUCUUGCAGUCCAACAGUAAGCACGGAAUCAUCGUGCUCCUCAACUACAUGAGGAACUACAACUUUGACAUUCUUAAACAGCAGAUCGAUAACAUUGAUAUGAGAGAGUUCCUGUUCUAUGUCAGCAACUUGGCUGAGAUGUUGAAAACCGAGGACUUUUACUGUGCCGAGGCCUUGAUUGAGAGAAUGUUGAUCGUUGGUGCACAAACAGUUUAUUUGGAACUGAUGCGCGUUAAUAUGAGUAUUACGGGUGGGAAUGAGAAGGAUGCCGAGGGCGGAAAGGACAGCGGUGCAAGUGGAGGGUUCAAUACCGCUAUGCCCUAUAAUACACUUCCUGCUAACAAGCCGUACGCUAGUCCCGGCUCUGGUCUGUCUCUGAGGGAAAUUGAAAAGAUAAUGCAGAUAGCAAAGAACAAGCACUCAUAUACGGUAUAUUCGCUGGAACAGCUGCUCUCAAUUCUAAAGCUUGCGCUGGAGCCGAAGAAGGAGAUCAAAUUUUACAGAAUUUUGAACACCGCGUUCAAUAUGUCCCUGAACAUUCUUUUCGGAUGUAACGGAGACGUAGUUUAUCUCAAAUCACAGAUCCGCAGGAUUGCGAUUGCUCUGGAAAACGACGAGUUUGUGAAGGAUUUUUAUGAUCGAGAGCUGUGCAUGAAGGAAAUCGCGCUUCUCCUGUUCAAUUGGAAAAACAAAUUCAAGAGAUACUACGACGAAGAGAAGAACAUAAAAAUUGAGUACAUUUACAAGUUGAACAACAACUUUUCUCAGCUCGAGGUGCUGGGCUUGAACGAUUCUCUGAAGGACGUUUUUCUGGAUAAGCCACACAUCGUAGGAUUUGAGCCGUCCAUAAAGAACAACAUCAUAAUACACGGUGAUGACGGAAAGAACUACAAUUACAUUUUCAUCUACAAUUUGCCUGAUGUGUACAAGAAGGAGGAGUACCUACUGCAGACAGCUAAUAUUCUCGACUAUUUCAUGAAAGACAGCAUACAUCUCAAGAGAAGAGGCAUCAAACUGCACAGCAGACAGGGAAUAGCGUUGCACAAGAACACGAGGCUGGAGCGUGUCAAAGACAGUUACAUCGGGUUUGACAGGAUAAUGGAAACCUAUAAGGACAAGGAUGAGGUAAUCCUGGAGUACUUGGAAAUUGUGGGAAAGUAUGAGAAAGAAAAAGAGGGAGAGCGAGGUGGAGCAAAUGAAAACGGAAUGUGCAACGCAACUAUGCGCGACAAAGACGAGAACUUCAUCUGUUCCGGCGAAUUUAUUGAAUCAGGUGCAAACUCAGCAAAUAUGUUUGAUUUGAUGCCUCCUUACAAGGAGAGCGAUCAAAGCUUUGAAAUGAAAGUCAAGGAAACGGUGAUACGAGCCCCUAAUAAGGUCAAAUUAGAUGCCUUCCUCACCAUGCACAAAAAGAUGGGAAACAAAAUACUGAAAAGGUAUUUGCAAGGCGUAUUUAGGCGCGACAGAGAAUAUUUUCUGUUCAGAGGCGCAUUUCUGAACAACUUCUCGAUCGACUCGUUUUUCCUUUAUUUCUUUUUUGUGGAUCCUAAACAGCCUGACCAGUGUUCAUUGGGUCUUAGAAGAGCCUCGCUAUACCAGUCAAACUGUUUCUGUAAAACAAAUCAAGAAGACUCGAUGUUGAUGAGGCUUACGCCAAAUUUCCAAGAAUAUUUCAACAGGAUUAAUAUAGAGGGUCGUUUCCUAUCUGUAGGACAUUUCUUUUCGAAGUGGUUGCUUGAGUCGAAGUACUCGGAUGACAUCGUGGUCUUGCUUACAGAUUGUGAUGUUAAGGAUGUGAGAGAGCGAAUGAAAACGGUUGGAACUAUAAAUAGGGUGUUGAGUGAUUGUUGCGAUCCUGAAAAGUUGUGCAAGGUUAGUCCUUUGUGGCAUCCCUGGUUUUAGUGCCAAGGAUGAGUGUAGAUUGAUUGGUGCGGUAUUAUGUUAUUAAAAAAUGAUUGGUUGAUGU
Molecule: messenger RNA, 9103 nt
Organism: Vavraia culicis subsp. floridensis
Lineage: Eukaryota; Fungi; Microsporidia; Pleistophoridae
Product: atypical/PIKK/TRRAP protein kinase
Exons: 1
Coding region: 1-9039 (3012 amino acids)
Cellular component (GO): nucleus
Source: RefSeq, a predicted model, not a curated record